GCUUACUAGGCGGUGGGAGGAUGACCCUGGAAAGUACAAAGCUGGACAGAGAUGAUAAUAGGAUUUGGGAGUAAGCAGCAGGUCUCAGCCACCGACCUUAGCAUUCCCUGUGGUGAUGCAGCCCUGGACCAACUCAGGGGCGCCUUCGGCAUCCUGGCGAAGCUCCUCCCCACAGAGCCUCCGCAGGGUAAUGAAGCUUGAAGCCCUUUGUGGUCUAGCCCCUCCAGAAGUCCCUAAUCCAGAAAAGGAGGCGGUGCCAGAUGCCGAGCUGAGCUCCAAGUCGAGGCCACAGGAUGCAGGGGCCAAGGUCAAGGCCCUGGGAGUCAGGCCCAAGCCUGCACCAGAGUUGGGGGAUGAGGCCCAGGCCCUGGGAGCCGAGGCAGGGCCUGAGACUGAGACUGAGCCGCUGGACUUCGUGAUGGCCACUGAACGGGAGUUUGAGGAGGUGCUGGCCAUCUCAGGGGGCAUCUACGGCGGCCUUGACUACCUUCCCAGCCGCUACCACAGCUGGCUCCGGGACCCCAACCGCACUGUGGUGCUGGCCAAGCGUAAUGGAGGCGUGAUCGCGCUCGAGUCGGUGCACGUGAUCGACGCGGGGGAGACGGCGCUGGUGGAGGGGCUGCGCGUGGCGCCCUGGGAGCGUGGCAAGGGCGUGGCCGGGCUGCUGCAGCGUUUCUGCUCGCAGCUGGCCAAGCGACAGUACCCUGGGAUCAAGGUGACACGACUUACCCGGGACGACCAGCUGAGCCCCCGAGAGCUGAAGAAAUACCGUCUAAUCACUAAGCAGGGCAUCCUUUUGGUUCGAUUCAACGCGUCAGAGCUGCUGGCGGGGCUGGGUGCGCGGCUGGCGGCGCUGCGGGCCUCCGGCACUUUCUCGCCCUUGCCCACCGAAGCCGUGUCCGAGGCCAGCGGCGACGUGGCGCGCCUCCUACUGUCUCCCUCGGUGCAGCGCGACGUGCUCCCGGGAAGUACUAUCAUCCAGGACUGGCAGCCCUAUCAGCCGAGCGAGAGCAACCUGCGCCUGCUGGCCGCCAAGAGCCUGGAGUGGCGGGUGGAUAGCCGCGCGCGGCCCCGCGUGCUCACGCUGUGCACGCGCCCCUUUCCCAUCCCGCACGGUGGCGAUGGCACCUGGCGCUGCCUCAACAUCGACGCUUUCGGCAAUGAUGGCGCGCAGGUGCAGAGCCAGCUGCUCUGGCACCUGCAGCGCCAGGCCCCGCGUCUGGCUGGCCUCAAUGUCAUGUGUCAGCUCUUUCUGGCUCCCCAGCUGUGGUCACAACUGGCCGACUUCUGCCAGACCGGCCUGGGGCUAGAGCUGGUCAAGGGUUAUACAGAACAGUGCCUGCUGGAGGCGGAUCUCUGAGGUCCCCCCUUCUCAGGGAGAGGGCUGCUGGGGAGGCAGAAGAAGAGAUGCACUUUAGGGCCUUCCACUUCCGCAGGUUUCCCGCUCAGCUCCGCCCCCCUGCCAAUUCCAAGCUCCGCUCUCCCUCUGCCUGCUGGAGCGUGCUUCGACGCCCGUCCCUUCCGAGGCCUUGCCCCUGGUCCCACCCCUUCCUUAGACCCCUCUGUCCGCCAGCUUGCCUCUAGCGCCCCCAGCCUGACCUCACUGCUGGCUAGGAGCGAGUUCCUUGCGCUGCUGUGGUCUACGCCCUCCUCUUUCCUGCCUCCAUGCAGGCGUCUGAGCCCCCGCCUCUCCCAGCCUGUCGCCCUAGCCUGGGAGUGAAUGCUACCCUACUUGGCUUCUCCCAACCCCUCCCUUCUCCCCCACUUCCUGGUCCUGGAAGCCGGGAGCAGUGUGCAGUGACGGGUACCGGACCAAGAGCUCAGCCUCAAUGAGCUUUCUUCCUCCCGCCCUUUCUCCAGCCGUUCCAGAGGAGCCCCACAGCCUCCAAGGGUCCCCUCCCCUGUCGCACCCCACGCCGCUCAGCCGCUCUCACCAGCAGCGUCUCUUUAGGGGCCGCUUUCUUUCCCCCCCUGCCCGCCUCAUCCCUCGCCCAGUGCAAUACAGAGAGGUCCUGCGAAUGGAAUACAUUUCUGAUGCCCCGCCAUUCGGCCCCCUGAUUACAUUCUGGCUAUGCACCUUCUAGAGAGCCUGCCCCGCCAAUUUUGCAUGAGAUGACUACUUCACAGCACCCCCGUGCCCCGCAAACCACCAGGGGGUUCUGGCUGGAGAGUUUGGUGCAAUGGAGGGCCGGUCCCUCAGCCUGGGGUAGGGGGCGUCGCCUGGUUUCAACCAGGCUGCCUUAGAACGCGACCAGAGCCCCCCCCCAACCCGGUUCUCUCUCUCUCUCUGUCUCUGUUCACUCUUCUUAGACUUUGGAGAGUGUUCUAUUUAAAUGUUCAUAGUAAUGGCUGCCUGUAUUUGUAUAGCACUGUCUCCGGUCCUGGAUUUCCGCGCGGAGGCUCUGAAAGAUCAAAGCGGCGCCAUCCCAGUCACUCUAGUAACUGAGUGGGAGAGUGGUGGUGGUGGGGGGGCGCUCCAAAGAAACAGAACCCAGGUCUCCCACGCUCCGAGUGUGGCCCUGGACUUGGGUAGGGAUUCUUUUGACAGCUAGCCCAGGGCUACCUGGGGAUGGAGUUCGGGGAGUGGUCGGAAGAGGGCGCCAGGAAGGCCGAGGGUAGGCGAAAGGACUGCUCCACCACUUUCCCAGCCCCGCAGUUGGUGGCUGUGUUGCCCCUUCCUGCUUCAUGUGCCCGGCCACGCUGCCACUCUGGCCAUCGCUGUAUUGCAAUAAAAUGAAUCCUUUGCCCGC
Messenger RNA from Echinops telfairi (small Madagascar hedgehog), 2750 nucleotides. It is a transcript of the gene NAT16, whose product is annotated as N-acetyltransferase 16 (putative). Lineage: Eukaryota; Metazoa; Chordata; Mammalia; Afrosoricida; Tenrecidae. The transcript is spliced from 4 exons. The coding region runs from base 116 to 1360 and encodes 414 amino acids. Gene Ontology annotation, molecular function: acyltransferase activity, transferring groups other than amino-acyl groups. The record is from RefSeq and is a predicted model, not a curated record.